Molecule: messenger RNA, 1245 nt
Organism: Fundulus heteroclitus (mummichog)
Lineage: Eukaryota; Metazoa; Chordata; Actinopteri; Cyprinodontiformes; Fundulidae
Exons: 5
Coding region: 255-1166 (303 amino acids)
Source: RefSeq, a predicted model, not a curated record
GCGGACCUUGUGUAUGCAACAAAUAUCGAGGAUUUACAGACCAUCACGUUCUGAUCGAUCACGUUCUGAUUCAUCACGUUCUGAUCCAUCACGUUCUGAUCGAUCUCACGUUCUGAUUCAUCACGUUCUGAUCCAUCACGUUCUGAUCGAUCUCACGUUCUGAUUCAUCACGUUCUGAUCCAUCACGUUCUGAUCGAUCUCACGUUCUGAUUCAUCACGUUCUGAUCCAUCACGUUCUUUAUAACGACGUCAAAAUGCAGAAGAAAAUCCUCUUCUACCCAGGAAAGCUGAAUGUUGUUUUUCGCAAGGGACCCCUUGGAUUUCUUCUGCAGGAUCCCUCCUCUGAGGCCAAGCUGAUCAGAGACAACCCCAGCUUGCGGGACAGAUCUGCCCCGAUGAAAGAGGAUGUUGUGCGACAAAACGCUUUGACUGUGGUUCGUCAAAGAGGAGGGGAUGUCACAGAUGACUCAGAAGUGCUGGGAGACUAUAUACUCCAAUUUGGCAAGUACAAAGGGAAGUCAUUCAGGUGGCUUUUAGAAAAUGAUGUGGGUUACACUUUGUACCUCAUCAUGAACUUGCAAAAGGAGGAGGAAUCUGGCAUCUGUAUUACAGAGGGCUUUAACAAGAUGAGCCUCCUGGCCUUUGUUAAGUAUGCUCUCAGUUUUAAGGAAAUACAAGAUGUCCUAAAUUACGAAGCAAGCAAAGUCGGUGCUACAGCAACGUCUUCUGAAGAUGAUCAGCUCGUUGGAUUUGGCUCUCGGGCCAAGAGUACCUGGAAGGAAAUUUGGGACAGUAGAGCAGAUGGUUAUGCUGACUUCAUACUGAAGAAGAGUUGCCUUCCUGGAACGCGGAUGAACAAGCUGCAACAAUACUUGCUUAAGAAACAGCAAUCAUCCUCCCAUGAUACCACUCCACAACCCAGUGUGCCACAUCAACCCCUGGUAAUGGAGGAGGACGAAGCAUUGGAGUCUGCAAUGUUAAGCAUCUCACCCUCUAAACUUCAGAGUGUGAACAGUAGUAUCAAGACCAAUGAAAAAAGAGGACCGCUCAGUGCCAAAAACAUCUUCAAGAGCAAAGACAGGUUUUUUAUAAAAAAAACAGUUCUGGUCAUGUUCCUGUUACAAUGCUUGUUUGCCGCCGUUACAGUCCUUAUCAAAGGACCAUGAAUUGAUCCUUGAGAUGGCGAUUUAGGUGAGUAUUUGUUUUUAUUCUGCAUGUUAACCACUUUUAAUAAUGUUUGGUAUU